This is a messenger RNA of Drepanopeziza brunnea f. sp. 'multigermtubi' MB_m1, 630 nucleotides long. RefSeq lists its product as uncharacterized. NCBI's taxonomy places the organism in Eukaryota, Fungi, Ascomycota, Leotiomycetes, Helotiales, Drepanopezizaceae. The record is from RefSeq and is a predicted model, not a curated record.
AUGCUACCUUUGCAAUAUCUCUGGCCCACUGUGGUGGCCCUGGGCUUUUUGGUCAAUCGAUCUCAAGCUGAAGAUGUUCUCAUUGGCUACCGAACAGUCUCCGAGGCUGAAGCCCUGCUCAUCAAUGCCAACAAUAAGCCCUUCAGAGAUAAAGCCUUUGACGACGUUCAAGGGCUCAACCAAAUCGGAAAUGGUAUUUACCUAGUAAACACUAAUGGUGGCUGGAAGGGUCGGAAACAUCAGACCAAGUGGUACUGUUACUUUUUAGCCGAUCAAGAGCGGCUCAACAAAACAGAGAAAGUAUGGGUUCCAAAAUCGUACAAGAAAACGGGCUUCUUUCGCAGCAAGACCACAAGAAUCUGGUUCGAGGGCGAGGCAGUCGUUGCAAAGUAUGUCAAGAAAAUCGUCAAAGACGCUAACAACGCAAUCCGCUUCUCGUGGCUCUACGAGCCCGACCUGGACAUGGAAAUGCUCAUUCCAACCGAGAUGGUCAACAAUGAUGCCUUGGGCCUAUACGCCCAGUGCUCUCAAAACAGGCUGGAGCUGAGCUACACCGAAGUCGUCGAUUGGUCGAGUUGGGCUAUUGCCGGAGAUUCUGGACCUUAUGAUUAUGCUACACUAUUUGUAUAG